AUGGCGGACGAUAGCAAUAAAAGACGCCGUUUAUCGGAAGAUGGCAGCUUCAAACCUCAGACGGCCGAAGAGAUUGUGCUAGAAAAAAAUGAGACGAACGGCGAAUCUAAAGAAACACCAGCCAAACCGCAAAUGAGGAGAGAACUCUUCGUACGAUCUCUUCCAGCAUCAGCAACAACUGAAAAAUUAACAGGAUUCUUCUCUCAAUCCUACGUAAUUAAGCAUGCGACAGUCGUGAUCGAUCCUGAAACCAAGCAAUCAAAGGGUUAUGGCUUCGUUACAUUUGCAGAUAUUGAAGACGCUCAACGUGCAUUGGAGGAGUUCAAUGGCGUCGAGUUCGAAGGUCGCAAGAUCAAGGUUGAAGUCGCGCAACCACGUAAGCGUGAAAUCGAUGAAAAGGAAGGCAAGAGUGUACCGACUGCGGAAGCCGCGAGACUCAAAGCGGAGCGCACCAAGCAACGAGAACAGACUCAACCGCCCAAACUGAUUGUACGAAAUUUACCAUGGACAAUUAAAGAUUCCGAUCAGCUUGCUGCGCUAUUUCGCAGUUUCGGUAAAGUUAAGCAUGCUGUUGUUCCGAAGAAGGGGAAUGUUCAAGCAGGUUUUGGGUUCGUUGUGCUGCGCGGACGUAAGAACGCUGAGAAGGCGCUGGAAGCUGUGAACGGAAAGGAGAUCGAUGGAAGAACUCUAGCUGUCGACUGGGCGGUGGAAAAGAAUGUGUGGGAAGAGGCACAACAAACUGCGGAAAAGAAAGAUGAAGAUGCAAUGGAGGUUGACGAUGCUAAAAGUGAUGAGGCUGGAGCUGAAGAUGAAGAAGACGAGUCUGUUGGAGUUGCGUCAGAGGACGGAGAUGAGGAAGGAAGUUUCGAUGAAGACGAUGAAGACGAGGAUGAUGAGGACGACGAAGGCGAAGAAGAUGACCGAAACUCUUCUACUAUUUUUAUUCGCAAUUUGCCCUUCACUACCACCGACGAGUCCUUAUAUGAGCAUUUCAAGCAGUUCGGGCCGCUGCGGUACGCACAACGUCCACGAGGAACCGGUUUCGUCUGUUUCUGGAAGGCAGAAGACGCAAUCGAAUGUCUCCGGGGUGCUCCACGACAAGUAGACGCUGGCAAGGAAGAUGCUCACUCUAAGAAGCACUCUACAAGCAUCAAACAGUCGGUCCUACAGAACGAUAUGCUUGACCCUAGCGGAAAAUAUACGAUUGAAGACCGUGUUCUGAAUGUUACUUUAGCUGUUUCGAAGACGGAAGCCAAUAAAUUGACAGAGGAGGGUGUUUCUCGUCGAUCGGAGAGAGACAAGGAUAGGCGCCGGCUUUUCUUGUUGAAUGAAGGAACUAUCAACACCAGUUCUCCACUGUAUAAGAAAUUGGCACCAUCGGAAAUAAAAAUGAGAGAAGACAGUCUCAAGCAACGCCAGAAUUUGAUCAAGAACAAUCCUACAUUACAUUUGAGUCUGACUCGACUGUCCAUUCGAAACAUCCCCCGAUCAGUGACUUCCAAAGACCUUAAAGCUCUUGCUCGUGAAGCUGUUGUCGGAUUCGCCAAAGACGCAAAAGAAGGACGUCGCCAACCGCUGUCAACAGACGAACUCUCUCGCGACUCUGAAGAAACCAAAGUCGAUGACAAACGGCGUCGUGAAAAGGGUAAAGGUAUUGUCAAGCAAGCUAAGAUUGUCUUUGAAGGGCGUGACGGCAGCAAGAUUGAAGAAAAGACUGGUGCCGGACGUAGUCGCGGUUAUGGAUUUGUCGAGUACUACACCCACCGACAUGCAUUGAUGGGAUUACGGUGGCUUAAUGGACAUGUCGUGCAAGUCAAAUCCAGGGAUGGAGAUACUGAGAAGAAGAAGAGACUUAUUGUCGAGUUUGCCAUUGAGAAUGCCCAAGUUGUCAAGAGACGAAAGGAAUUCCAAGAACGGGCACGCAAUAAGCAGGAAGAGGGAGCCGAGAAAGGUGGUGACAACGGGAAGCGAGGAAUGAAGAGAAAGAGACCCGAAGGUCGCCCAAACAACAAGGGAGACAAGACGAAAGAUAAAAAAGUGGAUGCCGAUGAAGACGAAGAUGAGGAUCAAAAGAAUAAAAUUGCUAAGAGGAAUCGGAUCAUUGCUCGCAAACGCCAGCAACGAAGGCAAAGGAAGGGCAAAGCUUGA
Messenger RNA from Talaromyces stipitatus ATCC 10500, 2148 nucleotides. Its product is annotated as ribosome biogenesis (Nop4), putative. NCBI's taxonomy places the organism in Eukaryota, Fungi, Ascomycota, Eurotiomycetes, Eurotiales, Trichocomaceae. Gene Ontology annotation, molecular function: RNA binding. The transcript is spliced from 2 exons. The record is from RefSeq and is a predicted model, not a curated record. Bases 1 to 2148 code for a protein of 715 amino acids.